This is a messenger RNA of Phalaenopsis equestris, 1852 nucleotides long. Its product is annotated as coiled-coil domain-containing protein 94. Gene Ontology annotation, cellular component: U2-type catalytic step 1 spliceosome. Gene Ontology annotation, biological process: mRNA splicing, via spliceosome. Bases 504 to 1529 code for a protein of 341 amino acids. Lineage: Eukaryota; Viridiplantae; Streptophyta; Magnoliopsida; Asparagales; Orchidaceae. The transcript has 9 exons. The record is from RefSeq and is a predicted model, not a curated record.
CCCUUCCUCUCUUGUCCGCCGGAAACCCUCGCCCACAUCACUUCCGUUCUCCCAGUUGGCCCGAAGACUCUUCCCCUCUCCCGGUUUCACCGAAAGCAUCUCCUUCGUGACCGAAACGAUCGCGGUACAUUCACCAUUAGUGCUAACUGGGAAAGCAGCGGCGGGAUGGCGGCGUACUGAGACCGAAACUCCCAUCUUUCUUCUCCUUCCGUACGGCUCCUACCCGAAACAAUGGAGGCAGAUGAAGGAAGGUAACUUCAUGGCUUGCUUUUCGCGCGAAUUGUCCGUCCCGAAUUUAGCCGAUUCAAGGAUUUAGUAAAUCCGGUAUUUUGGGCGGAAAUCAGUAAAAUCAGGAUUUGUGAAGUCCGCAGCUUCAUUUUGUCCAAACUGACCGUCUGGCAGGAUUUAGGAUUUAGGUUAAAUCCUGCUCAAAUCUUGCUCAUAUCCUGCUGAUUGGCUUAGGGAUCGCCGGAAUUGCAUCGGGAGAUCUGUAGAAGGCCAAGAUGGGAGAGAGGAAGGUCCUCAACAAGUAUUAUCCGCCGGAUUUCGAUCCGGCGAAAAUCCCCAGAAGGAGGCAGCUGAAAAAUCAACAAAUGAAGGUCCGCAUGAUGCUUCCCAUGAGCAUCCGCUGCGCAACUUGUGGGACUUAUAUCUACAAGGGAACAAAGUUCAACUCCCGAAAGGAAGAUGUUAUUGGGGAGACAUACUUGGGAAUUCCAAUAUUUCGCUUUUAUUUUAAAUGCACAAAAUGUUCAGCUGAGCUCACUAUAAAGACAGAUCCUCAAAAUUCAGAUUAUGUCGUUGAAUCUGGGGCUUCCCGGAAUUUUGAACCUUGGCGUGGAGAGGAAGAGGCUAUGGAAAACGAGAAAAAAAGGAGAGAGACGGAAGAGUUAGGUGAUGCCAUGAAGUCUUUGGAGAAUAGAGCGAUAGAUUCGAAGCAAGACAUGGACAUACUUUCUGCACUAGAAGAAAUGAGAUCAAUGAAGUCAAGGCAUGCAACAGUGAGUUAUGAUGUGAUGCUGGAGACCUUGAAGAGAUCAGCAUAUGAAAAGGAGAAAAAGAUUAUGGAAGAACUGGAUGCAGCAGAUGAGGAAAUUAUUAAAUCAAUAGCUUUUCAUGGUUCAAAAGACUUUGUUAGGCGAAUAAAUGAUGACGAGGAUGAUGAUAUGGAUGAUGAUUUACCUAGCUUGCCUUCCGGUGGAGUAUCAGAGCUCAACUUGAAGAGAAAAGGCAUUGUUGAAGCUUCUGAUAAUCCUACUGAUGUUUUGUCUAAAGCUAGCAUUCCCAACGAUUCAAAAGGUAGCUCAUCAGUUUCCAUCAAGCCUAAAUUUAUGUUGAAGCCUCGAUCUUCCCCAAUCAUUCAAGCCAAGAAACAAUGUGUUGAGUUUAAGGAGACUGCUAAGAUCGAAAUUGCGAACAGACAAUCAGACGAUGGAGUUGAAGACGGGCAAAAGUCGACCGAAGGUGUCGUGACGACCAAUAUCCUUCAAUCACUUUUCCAAAACUAUGGAAGUGAUGAGAGUGAAUGAUUCCUCCUGGAGGGAAAGCAUUAUUUCGAGUUGGAGCACAGUAGCUCUGUGAUUGGGCUCACAAUGUUCUACUUCGAGUUGAGGUUAUUGCAAUCAUUUUAAUUUGAGUUUAUUUAGUUCAGAUGAUCAGUAGAGUGCAGGAAUUAUAUAUAUAUAUAUAUAUAUUUUUUGUUGCUUGAAAUGGGCCUUGAUUCUAAAAAGCAUGAGAGUUUUAGAGGCUGUUUUGUUUGUUGAAAAAGAGAUGCGGUAUAAAUGUAAAUUCAGUAUAAAUAGAAUUCGGUGUAAUUGAAAUGUGAUUUAUUUGAAAUAUUUUGAUGUUUUUC